CACAAUAUUAAUUGUCAUGACUAAUUACAAUUCAGUCAUUCCUUAAUGAGAGGAAAAUUCCCAGAAAGAUAAUUAUUUACUGAAUUAAAAAUGUAAACAUGCAUUCUCUUUCUCUGAAAAAACAUAAUCCACCAAAGUUCGUGAAACAAAAAGUCUGCUGUAGGACAUUUUAAAGUGAAAUUGUGAUUUAAUCGUAGUUUUCAAUCAAUAAUAUUACCUCCUAACGAUUUAGCCUACUAUACUAGUAUUUCGCGGUUGAAGCGUAGGAAUGGUGAGAGCUCUACAUAUACUCAUCACUCUCUUGCUAUUCCUUUCCACACCAUCCGAUGCACUCAUCCAAAUCACCACUCGCCUCAUCCACCACGACUCGCGGUUCUCUCCGCUCUACGACGCCGCCGCGACUGCCGCCGACCGAGCAGAGAGAUCGGUGCGAGCUUCCCUCGCCCGCCUCCAGCUGGCGUCGUCCCUGUCAUCAACGAGGUCGGAUGAAGAUCAGGGCGCAGCAGGGAAUAAUGAUAAUAUUGAGGCCCCACUGGUUCUGGCCGUCAACCAGAACUUGUUCUAUGUCAACUUCUCGAUCGGCGACCCGCCGGUGCCGCAGCUUGCCGUCAUGGACACCGGCAGCAGCUUCUCGUGGGUGAAGUGCCUGCCUUGCAAUCUCUGCUCCUCGCCGUCGCCGGGAUCUGAGGCCACGUUCUUCGACCCGUCAAUGUCCAGGACUUACACGCCACGGCCGUGUACCAAAGCGUGCAGGCGGUGCACAACAGGAACGGGACCCAGUAACUGCAUGUACGCAAUUGACUAUCUCAGCGGCCAUUCCUCCUCUGGAGUCUACUCCACCGACCAGCUGACCUUCCGCACCUCCGACGACGGCGUCACCACCGUCCCCGACGUCCAGUUCGGCUGCUGCCACAACCUCACCGGAAUCAAGAAGCUCGACCAGCACGCCACCGGAAUCCUAGCACUGAGCGGGAAACGAAGCUUGCCUUUUGAAGAGACGCCUCUUGUCAUCAAACUGGGUUCACUUUUCUCGUACUGCAUCGGCAGCAUCUUCGACCGCUCUUACCCUUACAACCGCCUGUCCAUCGGCGCCGGCGAUGCGGACUUGGCCGGCGACUCGACGCCCUUCAUCACCGACCACAUCGGCCAUUACUUUCUCCAACUUCAGAACAUCAGCUUGGGAGGCCAGGUACUCGACAUACCGAGCCAAGUGUUCACAAAGAUCUCGAAGCAGCAAGGAAUCACUCUGGACAGCGGAUCGGAGCUGAGCUUCCUGUACACCGACGCCUUCGACGUGGUGAAGUCGGAGGUGCAGAAGCUGGCUUCCUCGGUGCUAACCGAAGUUCCCGGCGGCAAGGGAGCGUACGAGCUCUGUUACAGAGGCUCUGUGAACGUAGAAGGGCAAGGGUUCCCGGUGUUGGGGCUGCACUUCGCCGACGACGCGGAUCUGGUGGUGGAUAAUACGGGUAUGUUCUAUCAGGUAGAGGAUGGUGUGUUCUGCUUGGCGGUUCUUAGGUCGAAUAGUGUUAGUAUCGUUGGGGUGAUGGCGCAACAGGGUUACAAUGUUGGGUAUGACUUGAAGGCGUCUAGGGUUUAUUUUCAGGACAUUGAUUGCCAGCUUUUGGAAGGGUAGUAGAUUGAACAUGACUACAUCUAUUUUUUUGUUUGCUCGAUAGUGCAAUUAUAUAUUUACUAGUCUGUGAUUGCGCUUUACCGCGAGCUAGCUGGUCGAUUCUUUUAUUGUUAUGGUUGUCUAUUGGAAUUUGAUUUUUUUAAUCGUGGCAUAUUAACGAUAGUAUUGUUUUAUUUUUUUUUAUUUGAGAAUAUUUUUUUUAAUCUGAUAUGUAUAUACAUAAUUGAAAAUUUCAAGUAUAAUUAUAAAAAGGAAAAGAUGAAAUACACUAAUUAGAAUAAU
Linum trigynum is the source of this 1915-nucleotide messenger RNA. NCBI's taxonomy places the organism in Eukaryota, Viridiplantae, Streptophyta, Magnoliopsida, Malpighiales, Linaceae. The record is from the annotation of a GenBank genome assembly.